Messenger RNA from Cephus cinctus (wheat stem sawfly), 4188 nucleotides. RefSeq names its product probable helicase with zinc finger domain (gene Helz). Bases 480 to 3359 code for a protein of 959 amino acids. Gene Ontology annotation, biological process: regulatory ncRNA-mediated post-transcriptional gene silencing. Gene Ontology annotation, molecular function: helicase activity. The record is from RefSeq and is a predicted model, not a curated record. Lineage: Eukaryota; Metazoa; Arthropoda; Insecta; Hymenoptera; Cephidae. Gene Ontology annotation, cellular component: cytosol; P granule. The transcript has 4 exons.
AAUAACAUAAAUGGACUCGCUGAGUAGCUUUUGCUUCUCUUAUAUAUCAAUGUAACACGAAAUGAAAUCGUUGGAUUGUAGGAGAAAUAAUAAUAUCCAGAGGGAUUUAUAUGUAAUUCUCCACAGUCAUUCCUUGCGCUUACUAUCGGCCGUCACGAAAUUCGUUAUAGGCAUACAGCACGGUAUGCUUGUAGUGAGAGAGUGCGCCACUGUCGCUAGAAGCUGGAGCAUCGGUAUUGCGCAUGAUCCGUAUGUGGAAUCUUACAUGGCGCCCUCUCCCGCAUAAUGUACAGUUGUCGGCCGUGUAGCGUGCGAGUAGUUGUUUUGAAAACAGUGCGUCCGACGAUUGAAUGUGGAAAAAAAGUUGAUAUGCAAUGAGCUAAUGGUUAAAUGGAAGAAAGACUGCGAGGAGUGCGUAAAGAGCGUGGGGAAUUUGUGUAGAUUAGGCUUCUAAUGGUGAUGGGUGUGGUGGUCUCACAAUGACAGAGUCGAUGACCAGGAACAAUACCUCAGUGAACGUUGAGAGUAACGCACGAGUUGGAAUUUUCUUUCCGAAUUUUGCAAAAACCGUGUGGGAGAAGUGGGUCAGAGCGAAGGAUCCUAGUACCGUGGUAGGGGAGACGCUGACCAAUGUUAUUAUCCGACCAGAUACGAAAUUGAAUCUUCGGAUAUGUGCUCAACAAGCAGAGCAUGUGUGGACUUUUGAGAUCCUGACUGUUGGUAAGCCUCUCCAGAAUGUAGCUUUAACGCUGGAUGGGCACCGCGAAAACUUUGAAUUGAAAUCUGUAUCUACCAACAAGGAACACAUAGGUUUCUGCAAUAGGCAGGAAUGGUACGACCCACCUACAUCAGUGGUAACACAAGCUAUAAAAUCUGCUAAGUAUGCUACAAGUCUCAGUAAUGCAACUCACUAUAUUGUAAAAGUCGGUUUCGCUGCUCAGCAUUAUGGUACUUUUCGACAAGGUAUCCUCUUUGGAUUUGAAAAUAGUCAUGUUGUACGUAAGAAUAUCUGUGUGGAUUGUAUUCCCACGCAUGAUAUAGCCAGGUUGAAUGCGGCCAGUGAGUAUGUUCUUGGACAAAAUCCAACAAGAUGGACCUCAGAUAAUCAUGUGAUACAUCCCUUUGAAUCCCCUUUUGUUCCUGCUAAGGAUCCCAGAGAAGAAUAUCUCGCCAACAUCUAUCCUUAUCCCAACAAGAGUAACUUUUUCUUGACCCAUGCAACUCUUACUGAAAAUGGUCUCACACCAAAUAACUACCGAGGUCGUCUACACGAGUUGGUUUCUGUCGAAGAAUUGGCUAGGCACGAACAGGUCACAAGGUACAACGAGGUUGCACAGCUACGUCUUUCCUCAUACUAUAUCAUGUCACCGGAUACUGUCAGCGCAUCCACUGCCAAAUAUGCUUCACCUGGGGAGCUCUUUGCACAGCUUCCCCUGGGUCGUGAUUUGUCAGAAGAUACAAAAAGCGGCAGACUACUACUGCGAGGUUGCAACAGCGUCCUCAUAAAGCCGCUGAAGAAGGUACGAACACAGCAGCACGAUAUAGAAUUGCCUGAAGUCGCGUUCGAGGCUCACGUUGAAGACAAAUGUAACCGAACCAUCUACGUGAGAUUGUCCAAGCAAUGCGUGGAAUAUCUUCAUCUGGAGGUCGACACGAAUUUCAAUGCCCAAGUUCAAUUCGUCUUGAACAGAUUGCCAUUCUGUGAAUGGCACAGAGCGAUAGAUUGUCUACCGGAUACCGGUUUGGUCUUCCCGGAUAUAUCACUAAACGUCCAGGUACCUUGGUCGCCCUCUCAAUAUUGGAAUACCGAUCUAGACCAAAAAUUAAAUCCAAAACAACGCGAAGCCAUCAUGAUAAUGGUAGCUCCCCCUGAGAUCAUAAUACCGCCAGUCCUUCUGCUGGGUCCAUUUGGUACCGGGAAGACAUUUACAAUCGCACAGGGUCUGCGGGUGGUUCUACAGGAGAACAGAAACAGCAAGAUCUUACUUUGUACCCAGAGUAAUAGCGCCGCAGAUCUCUACGUCAAAGAUUUCUUUGACAGUUGGUACAAAUCUACCAUGAAUCCGAGAUUGAAGCCUUUAAGAAUUUAUUUCAAAGGUCGUGCGCGAAACACGGUUCAUCCCAUCGUACGAGAUUAUUGUCUUACGGAUCAAAACGCCCGGUUUCGCGAUCCAAACAAGGCUGACAUACUCGAGCACGGAUUGAUCAUCACUACCUUGGCUACCUCCAGCUGCCUCACAUCCCUGACCGUCGAAUUUACUCACAUCGUCAUCGACGAGGCAGCCCAGGCUCUAGAAUGCGAGGCUCUCACCGCCCUGGCACUAGCUACUAAAAAAACUCGCCUUGUCCUCGCUGGUGACCAGAUGCAAUUGACACCCGAAGUCUACAGUGACCUGGCCAAUGAGCGGGGUCUGGGUCUAAGCCUCCUGGAGAGAAUUCACAACACCUACCCACCGGCGCAUCCAUGCAAAAUACUUCUCUGUCAAAACUAUCGUGCCCACAGCAGUAUAGUUCGCCUAACCUCAGAUCUCUUUUAUUCCGGCGCGAUAGAGGCCAGCAGUAAUCUAGAGGCUCAUCCCGUGCUCAACCCUCAAACAUUCUAUGCGGUACACGGCCAGGAGAUACAGGACCUGCAGUCAACUGGAUUUUACAACGACGCGGAAACAUUCGAGGUGGGCGACCGAGUGGCGGAGCUGAAAAAAUUCUGGCCCGUCGAACAAUGGGGACCUUACGGAGAAGGUUCAAUAGGCGUCCUGGCCCAUUACGCGGAACAAGUUCUCAGGAUCCGUAACGAGCUGCGUAAAAGAAAACUAUCCGACGUUUCCGUGGAGAGGGUCCUGAAUGUCCAGGGUAAGCAAUUCACAGCGGUUUUCAUAAGCACAGUUCGCACGAGGAAUUGCUGUAGAUUCUCUGCGGAUCGUAAUAUAAGUGACUAUGGGUUCCUGACAAAUCCACGUCUCUUGAAUACCGCCAUAACCCGAGCGAAGUGCCUCGUGGCCGUCGUCGGCGAUCCCGUGGCUUUGCUGACGACGGGUUCCUGUCAGUUAUUGUGGAAGAAAUUCUUUGAGACAGCCACUAUGCACGGUGUUGAUUAUCGCACUCUUAAACAGUACCUGAACACUAUACCGGAACAACCACCAGUGAUACCCCUCAAUCCACUCGCUGAGGAGUUCAUACCCAGGAAUCCGCAGCCUCCAUUCAGAAUAGAGUAUAUAUCCAUGCCGGUUCUCUAUCCCGUGAUCUAUUGCGACCCAAACGACUCCAAUAUCGUGCAGGGUCUGUAUGGUCCUGAGCUGGGCCAGAAUCAGGAGGAGAAGCCAAAGAAAACUACAAGACCGAAUAAAUUUGCACAGAGAUAAGAACGAGGUGAUACAUAUAUUUUAAGUUUGAAGGUUGCACGAAGUCGUGCCUAUCCUCCGAGCAUUUAAUCUUGCGAUUAUGAGAUUCUCAACUUUAUACGUAACUUGGGCGCAUUUUUUCUUUGUCGCGAGUAGUAAUUUAGCAUGCUAAUAGUAAGGGAAGAGAGAGAAAAUACAAUGAAAAACAAAAAAAAAAUGCUUAAAACCGAACAAACGUUCAAACGUAGGGGUAGCAAUUAGAUUGUUCAUGUAACUUACGGCAGUAGGUAGGAGGCAUCGAGAAAACGAAAACCAACAAAAAAAAAAUAGAUAAACCAGAGGAAAAACAAAAAAAAAAUAAAAACAUGGUGCAUCGACCGGGAAAAACUUUAUUCAUAUAUUUUAACUGUAUAUUUCGUGUGACCGAGUCGUAAUCUCUGGAUGUGUGUAUGUAUGAAAUCCUCGUCUCUCUAUCAAACAGUCGCGUGAAAGAAAAAAAAUGUAAAAGACAGAGCGAGAGAGAGAAAGGUACAUGCGGACAAUUCAAAAAAUUAUAUCACCCGUCUACCGUCCACGCUUGGGCAAAUAAAUUUAUUGUGAAUGACAGAACGAAAGAAAAGCGAAAAUUGAUUACAAAAAAAAAAGAGAGAAAAGUACAACAAAAAAAAAUGAUUAAAAAAAAAAGUAUAUGAAAUGGAAAUAGGGAAAUAUAGAAGGGAACAUGAGCGACACGAGUAUCGUUAAUCGCCUAAAUGUUAGCCGUUAUUUUUCUAAUUAAGACCCCUGUACAUACCUGUACAUACUGUUUGUUUGUAAAUACGAAUAAGAUACAGAAAAACGUAGAACAAAA